Messenger RNA from Onychostoma macrolepis, 1487 nucleotides. It is a transcript of the gene arl2bp, whose product is annotated as ADP-ribosylation factor-like 2 binding protein. The transcript is spliced from 7 exons. Lineage: Eukaryota; Metazoa; Chordata; Actinopteri; Cypriniformes; Cyprinidae. Bases 103 to 660 code for a protein of 185 amino acids. The record is from RefSeq and is a predicted model, not a curated record. Gene Ontology annotation, biological process: maintenance of protein location in nucleus; positive regulation of tyrosine phosphorylation of STAT protein. Gene Ontology annotation, cellular component: mitochondrial intermembrane space.
CUGAAUAAAAGGAAAGUGUUUCUACCGAACACAUUUCGAACAGGUACGCGUUCUCCCGUUGCCGUGGCAGCAGCGACUUCAGGAAGAACGUUCGGGCGAUUAAUGAUGGAUGCUCGAGAGACAGAUCUGCUGGGUGGCAAUGAGAACAUAGUUGAAAUGCAGACUUUGGAAGAAGAGGACUUUGCAGUUUCAAUAUCAUCAGAUGCUGAUGCAGAGUUUGACAUGGUUAUUGGGAACAUCGAGGAUAUUAUAAUGGAGGAUGAAUUCCAACAUCUUCAGCAGUCUUUCAUGGAGAAAUAUUACCUUGAGUUUGAUGACUCUGAUGAGAACAAGCUCAGCUAUACACCUAUUUUUAAUGAAUAUAUUGAAAUCCUUGAAAAACAUCUGGAACAGCAGUUGGUAGAGCGAAUUCCUGGAUUCAGCAUGGAUGCAUUCACCCAUUCACUUAAACAGCACAAAGAUGAAGUUUCAGGUGACAUACUUGACAUGCUGCUCACUUUCACUGACUUUAUGGCCUUUAAAGAGAUGUUCAUUGAUUACAGAGCAGAAAAGGAAGGCAGAGGAUUGGACCUUAGUACCGGACUGGUGGUGAAAUCUUUCAGUUCUGCUUCCGCUUCACCUCUGACCUCUAGCACGGCCUCACAAUCCAGCUGUAAAUGAACUUGAUCAGUCAACACAUAUGAAUAUUCCCAUUUAAAAAGAUGAAUAUUUAUUGAAAAUUCCUUUCCCACAUCCCAAAACAAACAGCCACUUUUAUAGUAACUUGACAGAAGGGAAUCUGUGUUUAAUUUAGGUUAAUGUUUAAACGAAACGUUCGGGACAACUGUCAGUUUAUCUGGUAUGACUCCUCUUACAGUGUUCAUGUCCUGAAAUCCACUCUGUCUGGAUCAGUCUUUCACAUCUUGUUGGCCUACAGCGCAGCAAAACACUACUGCUGUUUCUGACCAAACUGAUGUAGAAAGCUGUAAUGAGCAUUUGAGCAUCUCAAAGCUGCCACUUUAUUGAACAUUUUCAUAUGGUUAAAUCCUUGUAUAUCAUAAUAUACCAAAAUAAUUAUUUUCACUUGACAAUCAUAAAGGGCUUUUCAAUACAAAAGUAUUAUACAAUGUGCCUGAUAUGACAAUAAAUCUAAAAGACCCUUUUUCCAUUUAAAAGACUUGCAAGUCUUUCAAGUAAAAUAUUAAAAUAUAAAUACAGAAUUAAAAAUAGUGUUUAUAGUUACCAGAAAGAAUGUAAAUAAUCCAUACAGUUUUUCAUGCUUUUAAUGUGAUGUAGAGUCCAUGUUUUGGAUGGCUCUCAUAUCUUCUGAGUGACAAUAAGAAGGAAAGACUGAUAAGAACUUUUCAAAAUAAUACUUAGUUUCGUUGAUGUAUACAAACUUCAGCAUUUUUACUCCCUUCUUUACUUAGAAGAAUGUGUUGUUCUUACUAGAUGAAUGUUGCGUUAUUGUGUACAUUUGUUUAUUAUUUGUAUAUAUAGACAUCUGA